Messenger RNA from Raphanus sativus (radish), 1799 nucleotides. Its product is annotated as transcription factor E2FB. The coding region runs from base 221 to 1549 and encodes 442 amino acids. Gene Ontology annotation, cellular component: RNA polymerase II transcription regulator complex. Gene Ontology annotation, biological process: regulation of transcription by RNA polymerase II. The record is from RefSeq and is a predicted model, not a curated record. Gene Ontology annotation, molecular function: DNA-binding transcription factor activity, RNA polymerase II-specific; RNA polymerase II cis-regulatory region sequence-specific DNA binding; protein dimerization activity. The transcript has 14 exons. NCBI's taxonomy places the organism in Eukaryota, Viridiplantae, Streptophyta, Magnoliopsida, Brassicales, Brassicaceae.
CCUUCUCCUCUUCUACCCUCUCUUUUUUUUUUCCUUCCUCCUCCUCCUCUCCCGCUUUUUUUUUUUUUUAUUUCUCGUUUAGCCGAUCUCCUCACAUCCUCUUCCCGCAAUCUCAGCCGCAGAUCUGCGUCCAGUAACCUCUCUCCUUUUUCCGGAGAUCCGCAAUUGUGGAGAUUUGACGUUUCGUUUUUGAUUUUUCUCUUUUCGAGAUUCGCUUCCCAUGUCGGACUCUCACCAACAACCCGAGAGGAAUCAACCUUAUAAUCGGCAGCAUCACCCUUCCGUGGCUUCUAUGAAGCCUCCGUUAGUUGCUCCCGGCGAGUAUCACCGCUUCGACUCGGCGGAGACGCACGGAGGCGGAGGUGGUCCUGAUCAGGUUUCCGAGGAAAUUGUCAUUAAGUCUUCCCUGAAGCGUAAGACAGAUUUGGUAGAUGAGCCCAUUGAAUUUAAUACCGGUGUUCUCCAGACACCUGUACCAGGGAAAGGAGGGAAGGCCAAGAAAUCAUCUAGGUCGUAUGUCAAGUCUAACGCAGGUUCUCCUGGAAAUAACUUGGCACAGGCUGGUGCUUGUCGAUAUGAUAGUUCGCUAGCUCUUUUGACAAAGAAAUUUAUCAAUCUGAUAAAGCAAGCAGAGGAUGGUAUUCUUGAUCUGAAUAAAGCAGCUGAUACUUUAGAGGUACAAAAGAGGCGGAUAUACGAUAUAACCAAUGUGUUAGAAGGAAUAGGUUUGAUAGAGAAGACACUCAAAAACAGAAUUAAGUGGAAGGGUCUCGAUGUCUCAAACCCAGGCGAGACAAUGGAAAACAUAGCUAACCUACAGGAUGAAUUACAAAACCUUGCAUUUGAGGAGGCAAAAUUGGAUGACCAGAUCAGAGAAUCACAAGAAAGAUUAACAAGCUUGAGCGAGGAUGAAAACAAUAAAAGGCUUCUGUUUGUUACCGAAGACGACAUUAAGAACCUACCAUGCUUCCAGAAUAGCACGCUGAUCGCUGUAAAGGCACCGCAUGGAACAACUCUUGAGGUGCCAGAUCCUGAUGAGGCUGGUGGUUAUCCUCAGAGGAGAUAUAGAAUAAUUUUGAGAAGCACAAUGGGACCAAUAGACGUGUACCUCGUUAGUCAAUUCGAAGAGACAUUCGAAGACAUUCCUAAUGCUGAUGAACCUUCAAAUGUUCCAUCAACGUCUGGUCUCCCUGAUAACCAAGAUGUAUCCAUGCCAAUGAAAGAGGACAUCACUGUCAAAAACAUGGAAACACAGGAAGUUGAUGAUACACACAGAGUUUCCUCCGACGUCGAAUCUCAUGACUUUGUUGAUGGUAUCAUGAAGAUUGUUCCUCCAGAUUUGGAUAUGGAUGUUGAUUACUGGCUUCGAUCAGAGGUAGGGGAAGUCAGCAUCACAGACAUGUGGCCAAACGAAUCUGGACCGAACUGGAACCAGAUGGUUUCAUUUAAUCAAGGUGCUGGACCGAGCAACACAACCAUGGAACAGGCACAAACUCUAUCGAGCCCAACACCAGAACAAUCCACUGCUACGAGAUCGACAAGUAGCUGAAGUUACCUUACUACAUUACAAGCACCACCACAUAUCUGUAUAUCCAUAGUUGUGUUGUACUUGUAUAGUAGCUGGCUGCAUGCGUUAUCAUAGAAUUAAUUAGACAUUGCAAAAUAAAACUUGAGAAAGCAACCCUCUGUUUUUUUUUUCAUUUUUAGCGUAUCGGUUCAUGUAGAUUAGCCUUAACCCAUUAAAUUUCUUAAGAUUCGUCUUAUUCGAGUGAAAAUGCCAAACUUUGAAGUGAUUUUAA